GCGCCCGCGAGGAGCAUGGAGGACUUCGGCCACUUCUCGGCGCGGCCUCACCGGGACCUCGGAGAGCGCGCGUCCUCGGCGCGGCUGCGCCGGUCCCGGCCCCAGACCCGGCCGGCUCGGGGCUGCUGGGCCGGGGCUCCCGGCGAGGGGAGCGAGGCCGCGGCUCCCUGGCCUCCCCGCCACCAGUCCCCCGACUCCCCGCGGGAAAGCCGCAGCCUGAGCGACGUGGCGCAGAGGCCCCCCGACGGCGCCAGGAAGCACCGGCCCCGCAGCUGGCGCCCCAGAGAGGCCUGGGGGGAGCCGAGGAUCCAGCCCCAAGCGCGGGGCAGCCGGCACAGCCCGGCCUGGCCGCUCCAGUUCCAGCUGUCACCCCAACAGCCGCUGCGCUGCCACCACUACCCCCCAGCCCAGGGAGACUCGCCCCCACCGUACCCCGAGGGCGCUUACACCCCGCUAAGUGGGAUGUUCGGGGCAGAAGAGGGGCAGAGUGGGGACCCGUGGGCGGUGCCGGUCUGCGGAGGUCUAGACCGCUGGUCCCUGUCCUCGCUGCCCUCCGAGAAGUCCUCGGCGCCCUCCCAGGAGUUCAGGACGCUGUCCGCCUGCGCGUGCGCCCCCAAGAGGGACGGUGGGGACCGGCUGGCGUCCCUCGCCAGCCAGUGCCUCCAGCCCGCGCUCUCCGGCAAGGAGACGAAGAGCCAGCACACCCAGAUCCUCAAGAACAAGCUGGACGAGGCGGUGGUGUCGUCCCGGGACCAGAAGAUCGUGGCCCUGGUGCUGACCCGGCUCAAGAAGGCGCAGAGGAUGCGGGAGCUGCAGCAGCAGGCGGCGGCGGCCUGGGAGGAGCUCAAGCGCUCGGACCACAAGGUCCAGGUGACCCUGGAGCGCGAGCGCAAGCUGCUCCUGCAGCAGAACCGGGCCCAGUGGCAGCGGGAGAAGGAGCAGCGCAAGACGCGCCUGGGCCGGGAGCCGCGUGCCCCGAGGGGGCGCGACAGCCAGGCCAAGCCCGCGGCCCAGCCGGACAACCUGUGGACGGCGCCGCCGCCUCCGCCGCCGCCCGAGGACCAGGACGCGCAGCGCCAGGACCGACCCGAGCGGGCCCGCCCGGAGGCCGCCAAGCCCAGGAGGCCGGGCCCGGCGCCGCGCCUGCGGGAGCGGGAGCUGGAGCUGGAGCAGGAGCUGGAGCUGGAGCGGGAGCUGGAGAAGACGCUGUCGGAGCAGCAGCGGAAGCAGACCAGCCUGGAGCAGCCGGGGAGGCCGGAGCCGCCCACGACGUGUCCCCAGAAGCAGCCGCCCCCCGCCGAGGGCCAGAAGAAGGUGCGCGAGGCCAACCUGAGCUCCCUGGUCAAUUUCCAGGCCCGGAAGGUGCUCAUGGACUGCCAGGUCAAGGCCGAGGAGCUGCUGCGCAGGCUGUCGCUGGAGCAGAGCUCGCAGCGGGCGCAGGAGCUGCACCAGGGCCUGGUGAAGGAGCGGCACCGGGAGCUGCGGGACCGGGCCCGCCGGGAGGAGGAGCAGUACCAGCAGGUGCGGCUGCGCGCCGAGGAGCUGGAGGAGCAGCGGCGGGUGCGCAAGCGGCUGCUGGUGCGGCUGGCGGAGCAGAAGAUCCAGCAGGCCCGCAGCAGCGCGCACCGCAGCCUCGGCGACCGGGCGCAGCACGUCCGGGAGCUCAACCUCCUGCGGGAGAAGAACCACCACAUCCUGAAGCUGAAAGCCGAGAAGGAGGAGAAGUGCCACAUCGAGGGCAUCAAGGAGGCCAUCCGGAAGAAGGAGCAGAGGAUGGAGCAGCUCUCCCAGGACAAGGAGGCCGCCUCCGAGGGACCCCCGAAGGCCUCCAGCGCCUGCAGGCGGGACAGCGGGAAGGCGCCUGCCCGCGGCUCCUCCUACGACCGCCUGGACGCCGACGACGACCAGCUCCGAGGCGGCUACUGAGAACCCGCAGGAGAUGGGGCGACGUGAUUCCUUUUAUAACCUGACUAUACGUGUGAGCAUUGAUUUUAAGAAAAAAAAAAAGUAUAAAAUAGCUGCGAUUUCCUCUCA
Messenger RNA from Eptesicus fuscus (big brown bat), 2034 nucleotides. RefSeq names its product coiled-coil domain containing 185 (gene CCDC185). The transcript has a single exon. Bases 16 to 1926 code for a protein of 636 amino acids. The record is from RefSeq and is a predicted model, not a curated record. NCBI's taxonomy places the organism in Eukaryota, Metazoa, Chordata, Mammalia, Chiroptera, Vespertilionidae.